CCACACUUGAAUAACGAGAGCAUUCUGUCACUGGGAAAACUGGCUUUUCAACAGCUUGUGAAUGGCAAUCUGAUUUUCUAUGAAGAAGACCUGAAAGAGGCUGGCAUUGAUGUCAAUGAAGCCUCAGUGUACUCAGGAUUGUGCACACAGCUCUUUAAAGAGGAAUGUGGGCUGUUCCAGGACAAGGUGUACUGCUUUGUUCAUCUGAGCAUUCAGGAGUUUCUGGCUGCUGUAUAUGUUUUCCUCUCAUUCAUCAACAACAAUGAGAAUCUAAUGGACAAACUGAAAACAAAAGACGAGCCUGAAGUUACUUUCUACAAGAGUGCUGUGGAUAAAGCCUUACAACGUGAGACAGGAAACCUGGACCUGUUCCUCCGCUUCCUUCUGGGCCUCUCACUGGAGUCCAAUCAGAAGCUCUUACGAGGUCUACUGACAAAGACAAGAAGCAGCUCACAGAGCCAUGAAGAAACAGUCAAGUACAUCAAGGAUAAGAUCAGGGAGAUUCCCUCUCCAGAGAGGAGUAUCAAUCUGUUCCACUGUCUGAAUGAACUGAAUGACCAUUCUCUAGUGGAGGAGAUCCAAAGCUUCCUGAGCUCAGGAAGUCUCUCAAAACCCAACCUGUCACCUGCACAGUGGUCAGCUCUGGUCUUUGUGUUGCUGACUUCAGAAAAGGAGCUGGAUGUGUUUGACCUGAAGAAAUACUCCAUAUCAGAGGAAGGUCUUCUGAGGCUGCUGCCAGUGGUCAAAGCCUCCAGAGCUGUUCUGUGAGUAAAUGAAAUGACAUUUAAGAACUUAUCAUCAAGAAGAAAUAUUCAGUUUAGAGAAAAAUAUGUAUUGUAAUAUGUAUAUAAUAUUAUAUUGAACAACAUAUUGAAUCAGAUAUUAAAUUUAUUAUAACAAUAUGACCAUACAAUUCUAGGAGACGGAAGAAGAAUAUAUGUGUUGUUUGGGAAAAUAAACCAAAUGCAUCUACCAUUGUCCUUCUACACUACUCGUUAAAUUAACAGUGUGUUUGUGAAGUCAUGAUGAUCUCGUUGCAGGCUGUCAGGCUGUGGAGUCACAGAGAAAGGCUGUGCUUCUCUGGUCUCAGCUCUGGAGUCAAACCCCUCACACCUGAGACAGCUGGAUCUGAGUAACAAUGACCUGAAGGAUUCAGGAGUGAAGCUGCUCUCUGCUGGACUGGGGAAUCCCCACUGUAAACUGGAGACUCUGAGGCUAAAAUACAUGAGAGCCUUGUGUCAAAAGGGUGGGCCAGGAGGAGCGCAAGAUAGAGAGCAUAAGGUAAGAAUCACAUAAUAAGUCAGGAUUGAGAGAAGAUAGAAGUGAUACAGAAUUGUUAGAUAACAGUUACUGAGUGGAGAGCAGCAUAGUUAAGUUUUAGGCAGGUAUAGAUGCAAACUGAAUUGUAGAAGUGAGAACUUAACCUGGGGUCCACUUAGACGUGGGGCCCGAUUAAUGCCAGGAUGAUUUGUUUUUAAAUUAGGAACAGGAAGAAGAGUUAAAAGCGGUACCCUCCAUGUUAGGGUCCCAAGGACCUAUUGAUGUGGGGUUAAUUAAAGGAGUUAUUUUAGUAUAAGUAGUCCUGAAGUCAAAUUUGAGAUUUUAUUAAAAGUAAUUAUUAGUAAUUUAGGAAAAUUUGGGCAGAGCCAUGUGUCAAAAGGGGGGAUAGUAGAGCAGGUUCGGAAACACUUUGUGGCCUAUUGGAUAACGAACUACUUAAAAAACUU
This is a messenger RNA of Salmo salar (Atlantic salmon), 1727 nucleotides long. The record is from RefSeq and is a predicted model, not a curated record. NCBI's taxonomy places the organism in Eukaryota, Metazoa, Chordata, Actinopteri, Salmoniformes, Salmonidae.